AUGGUUGAAGCGUAUUAUCACGACAACGACGAUUCGGUGGAUUUCCGAGAGCCACACAACUCGGGUGAGAAGGUUUCUUUGGAACAGCUCGAGCGCGUCGGCGCUUUUUACAAGCAUUGUCCCACCCUCGCCGAAGUGGAUCAGGUGUCUCUGGACCGGGCUUACAAGAACAGAGACUCGGUCAGCAUCUCGUCAGAGAGCCUGGGCGACGCACUCAUGCCCAAACUCAAAACGUUCUACGCCGAGCAUCUACACGAAGACGAAGAAAUCAGGUACAUUGUCGAGGGCGAGGGAUACUUCGAUGUGCGCAAUGAGCCCAACGACCGUUGGAUCCGCUGCAAACUCGUCCCAGGAGACCUGCUCGUGCUUCCUGCGGGCAUGUACCAUCGUUUCACUCUAACGACGCAGAACUAUGUCAAAGCCAUCCGUUUGUUCAAGGACGAGCCCAAGUGGGUCGCUCACGGCAGGCCUGAUGCCGACAAUUUCGCCAUACGUCGCGAGUACUUAGCCUCUGUCCAGCUCGCCUGA
This is a messenger RNA of Lachancea meyersii CBS 8951, 528 nucleotides long. The record is from the annotation of a GenBank genome assembly. Lineage: Eukaryota; Fungi; Ascomycota; Saccharomycetes; Saccharomycetales; Saccharomycetaceae.